AUGGGAAUGUCGUUUGGAAUUCAUAGUUUAUUGGGAUUAGCAGCAGCUCGUGAUAUGCAGCAAGGUACCGCUGCAACCUAUUUUACCACUACACCACAAUACUGCACCAAUCAACCGGCACCAUUUUUUUCUCAUAAUGCACCACAAUUAUUUACUAUGGAAAUGUCACAAACUCCAUUUGAUCGAGUCCAAUAUGAACCAGUUAAUCAGGGGAUGUCCGGAAUAGAUUAUGCCAGUAUCCGGUCCAAUUCAAUGUUUGGAGCAUCAACCGCUAUAACAAGUAUUCCCUCAUCAAGCAAUGAAAAAUCUAUUUCAAAAAGAAAAAAACGCCGUCAUCGGACAAUUUUCACGCAAUUUCAAGUAGAUGAAUUGGAGAAAGCCUUCCAAGAAGCUCAUUAUCCUGAUAUGUAUGCUCGUGAACUAUUAGCUAUGAAAACUGAAAUUGCUGUAGAUCGGAUACAGGUUUGGUUUCAAAAUCGUCGAGCUAAAUGGCGGAAAACUGAAAAAACAUGGGGUAAAAGUACAAUAAUGGCAGAAUAUGGUUUAUACGGUGCAAUGGUUCGACAUUCAUUACCACUACCAGAAACAAUUACACGAUCAUCGGAAAAUCCAAAUGAAUCUACUGCUCCAUGGCUUUUAGGAAUGCAUAAGAAAAGCCUUGAAGCAGCAGCACAUUUGGAAAAUGGUGAAAUUGAUAAGGAAUCAAAUGAGGAUGACAAAUCGGUGGAAGCAUGCUCACCUGGUAUUUCAAAUAAUAAUGAUAAUAACAAUAAUAAUCAUAGUACUAAUAACACUAAACUAUCUGCUUAUCAUCAAUAUGAUAGUUUACAAUAUGUAAACAAUAAUACCAAUGCUACUAGGCAAUAA
This is a messenger RNA of Brugia malayi, 867 nucleotides long. RefSeq lists its product as uncharacterized. Lineage: Eukaryota; Metazoa; Nematoda; Chromadorea; Rhabditida; Onchocercidae. Gene Ontology annotation, molecular function: sequence-specific double-stranded DNA binding; DNA-binding transcription factor activity, RNA polymerase II-specific. The record is from RefSeq and is a predicted model, not a curated record. The coding region runs from base 1 to 867 and encodes 288 amino acids. Gene Ontology annotation, biological process: regulation of transcription by RNA polymerase II. The transcript has 5 exons. Gene Ontology annotation, cellular component: nucleus.